UGCCUUUUCCUUCGGUGACUACACCCCGAGAGGAGGAGCGUAGUAGGCGUCAGGAUCCUCAAUUUUUCAACUUAGCAUCUUGGCAGGACAUUUUCCCAAGCAAAGCCCCCGUCCGACGGGUAAAAAAAAACUUCUGCGCGGGCAUGAGAGCGACGGUGCAACUCAGAUAAGGGAGCAACAGAAAAACAAAACGAGACAAAACAUCCGACGGGCAGUGGCUGGCUGGCAGCGACCAAAAUAAUCCGUCCAACAUCUAAGCCUCUCUUUAUUUAAUCACUUUUACUUUUUGCCUUCACCAUUGUCAUUUAGAAGGGGGGACAGACAGCGGGUCUGCAGACACACGGCUCUAUGCGCUCCUACAGCAGCGCAUGAGAAAAUAAAGGGAGGAAAGUGCGCAAGUUAAGUGGCUUACACUCUCCGGGCUCCAGCAUGGCGUAUCCUCAGGGCUACUUGUACCAGCCGUCCGCUUCUCUAGCCCUGUAUUCAUGCCCUGCGUACAGCACCAGCGUGAUAUCGGGACCCAGAACCGAGGAACUUGGGAGAUCCUCUUCGGGAUCUGCUUUUGCGCCCUAUGCCGGAUCUACCGCGUUCACCAGCGCCUCGCCAGGCUACAACUCCCACUUACCAUACAGUGCAGACGCGGCAGCAGCUGCCACAUUCACCUCGUACGUGGUGAGUAAACUAAAGAGUUCUCCCUAUGACCACACCACGGGUAUGGCCGGCUCAAUAGGAUACCACCCUUACGCAGCACCCUUGGGCACCUACCCUUAUGGUGACCCAGCAUACCGUAAAAACGCAACUCGGGACGCCACUGCCACCCUGAAGGCCUGGCUCAACGAACACCGCAAAAAUCCCUACCCGACCAAGGGCGAGAAGAUCAUGCUGGCCAUCAUCACCAAAAUGACCCUCACCCAGGUGUCCACCUGGUUCGCCAACGCCAGGAGGAGGCUAAAGAAGGAGAACAAGAUGACCUGGACCCCCCGGAACCGGAGCGAGGACGAGGAGGAGGACGAGAAUAUUGAUUUGGAGAAAAACGACGACGACGAGCCAAACAAGCCCACAGACAAGGGAGACUCCACAGACACAGAAGCAGAUCAUAAACUGCUGAACCCAGGGGACAUAGGCUGUGACAGAUUUAAAGAGGAGAACCAUGGCAAAGACACGGAUCCCCUUCUGAGCGACUCGGAGUUAAAAGACCAGGAGGAGCGGACUACAGAGUUGCUGCCGGAUUCCGCAAAACCAACCACUUCGUCUCCCUCGGCGGUGCCCCGGGGGAACCAGACCGUUGCGCAACAAGACAAGCCGUCAGAUUUGAGCCAUGCACCGGGUACGGUGACCAGCAACGUGACCUCUGUUAUCCACUCGCCCCCUUCGGCCCCUAAACCCAAACUCUGGUCCCUUGCGGAGAUCGCCACGUCCUCAGACAGGUGUAAGGGCAGCGGCGAGGCGCCACAGGCUUGCCCCGGUUUGGGUCAGAGCGCAGUAAUGGGCACCAACGCAUCUCCAUCACGGUCCUCCCCACAGUGCCCGCUCCCCAACAGCACGGUCCUAUCCAGGCCUCUGUACUACACCUCCCCUUUCUACCCCGGCUACACGAACUAUGGUGGCAGUUUUGGACAUCUUCACAGUAACCACGGCUCGGUAACCACGGGCUCCACGGCACAUUUCAAUGGAUUAAACCAGACUGUGUUAAAUAGAGCAGAGGCUUUGGUAAGGGAGAGCCAGAAAGUCAGAGGCCAAACGCAGGUAGAUCUUUGUAAAGACUCCCCUUAUGAACUAAAGAAAGGUAUGUCAAACAUUUAAUACCUGAUUAUUUUCCACUCACCGCGGACUUUUAUUUAUUUUUUGUGGUUGCAUUAAAAAAAAAAGAGAAAAAAAAAGAACAAUGAUGAAGCAAAUUCUGAGAACAGUUAUUUUCUGAGUAAAUGCUUAUCUUCAAAUUUUUAGUUUCUGAAUGGUUAAUUCUAAAAUGUAACAAGAAUGGUCUUAAUCGCUGCAGCCGCCUGAGUCUAUUUGUAUUAAAGACUAACAUGUAUAUUUAAUGUAGCAUUUUUGUAUUUAAAAUGGACAACACACUAUCUUUGAAGUAAAUUAUGGAAAAAAAUAUAUACUUGUGCAGCGGUUAUUUUUGGGGAGCAGUUGGCAAUGCCUGUGUCUAAAGUGCUUCAAGGCCAAUUAAUCUAUACGAAAUAUUAAUUCAAUUUUGCACCGUGACAGAUGUUUCAAUGGUAAUUACCAUUUCAAAAUAUUAUGGUGGCGAGGGCUCUGACAAAGUAGAAAGAAAAAAGGCCUACAUUCAGGAAAAGGAUGUUGGAAUAUCUAAACAAUAAAAGGGUUCAGUUUCGUUUUUGGUUGGUGCAAAUAUUCAUAGGGUUUUUUUGUGAAUGAAAAAUGUUAGAAACAACACGGAAGUAC
Molecule: messenger RNA, 2415 nt
Organism: Epinephelus fuscoguttatus (brown-marbled grouper)
Lineage: Eukaryota; Metazoa; Chordata; Actinopteri; Perciformes; Serranidae
Gene: irx5a
Product: iroquois homeobox 5a
Exons: 3
Coding region: 430-1803 (457 amino acids)
Biological process (GO): regulation of transcription by RNA polymerase II; neuron differentiation; cell development
Cellular component (GO): nucleus
Molecular function (GO): DNA-binding transcription factor activity, RNA polymerase II-specific; RNA polymerase II cis-regulatory region sequence-specific DNA binding
Source: RefSeq, a predicted model, not a curated record